Messenger RNA from Trachymyrmex septentrionalis, 1402 nucleotides. RefSeq lists its product as uncharacterized. NCBI's taxonomy places the organism in Eukaryota, Metazoa, Arthropoda, Insecta, Hymenoptera, Formicidae. The transcript has a single exon. Bases 491 to 1225 code for a protein of 244 amino acids. The record is from RefSeq and is a predicted model, not a curated record.
AUACGACUCUGGUAUCAAUGAACGCCAAGUGUUCACCGCUGCGGAAGAUCUCGCGGGAAGUCCCCCGAAGAGUUAUGAUAACCGGGGCCGAUUGUGCUCGGUGAAGAACUCGUCGUCACGCGUACCCACCACUGCGCGAAUUGACCGUACGCAUUCGUUAUUACGCGGCUACGACAUAGGGAUCAGAGUCGUGUCACGCCGAUCGCCGUAACGUAAAUAACUCUUUCGCGUGUGUCUGCACGAACGCACUUUUUCUUCUCGUGCGUUCGCUUCUAAAAAGAGGAUAUAUUUCCCUUUAGUGGCGAACGGCAGAAGAGCAAGAAGAAACCCUUCGACAAACAGUAUCUGAUUAGUAAUUAGUAUAUUACUUAUAUAAUAAUCAUCUGACGAUUGUGCAAUAAUUGGAUAAUUGUUGUAUUUGUCGCGGAACAAAUAUCUGUCGAGUGGAAUAUUUUCUAUCACGAAGAGAAGUGACAAUUCUUAAGUACCAAUGACGAUCUCUCGCAUCGACGAACAGCCGGAUAUGAAGAGGAAGGAGCGAAACGUUAAGAGCGAUUCCAUAAGACAUUGUAAGCAUUCUGACGAGGAUGAUGAUAUCAAGCGAUUCCACGGCGACGGGCUCGUCGUCAGGAUGCAUUCAAAUCACAAUGUAUUGGAGAUCGUAGGCGAUGGCUGCUGCAUCGUUCUAUCGAAGAAUUCCGGUAGCGUUCACGUCAUUGGUGACGGCUGUAAGCUACAUGUAAAUCAUAAUGUGGGCGAUAUUGAAUAUAUUGGCGACGGCGGACGGGUCCUUCUUGGACCGGACUCUUCUAAAGAAAAGGUGAAAUUCGUGGGCGACGGUGGAAAGGUGAUCCUCUGUUCGAGUCCUGAAACAGUCCCGAAGAAGUUUAUAAAGGAACAAAGAAGGGAGACCUACGUGCAAAACUGUACGUGUUCAUGUAAGGAAAUUAUUAACAAGGAAUGCGAAGAUGAUCACAGAUCGAACAUGGACAAUAUUUUGAAUGAUAUGAAGGAGAGAAGCCAAGCGAAGUAUGAGAAGCGCAACGAGGAAACACGGAAAUCCUUGCGGCAUCCAACCGUUACGAAGAUCAUCACGAAGAUCCAAAGCGACGGUCAAUGCGUAACGAAACGCUUCGGCGAUUCUUCGUUGAUCGUUAAUUCCCGUGGUCGUCCCGUGACGAAAAGUGUGUCGAGAACUUCGGGCACGAAUAUCGAGCUCAAGUGAUGUAACCGAAAUUUCUUAGGUGAUGCUCCGUAGAAAUAUUUCUUUCUAGAAAAAUAAACGAUCAGGCGCGAUCAGCAGCUGGCUACAUGUAAUUCCACGGACAGCUCUUAUUUCUUAACCGCCAAGAAUAUUUUAAUUUUAUUGAACAUUUUAAAGAAACUUUCUUAUUGCAAUAAA